Messenger RNA from Magnolia sinica, 2357 nucleotides. Its product is annotated as pentatricopeptide repeat-containing protein At3g29290. The transcript has 3 exons. Gene Ontology annotation, molecular function: protein binding. Bases 211 to 2097 code for a protein of 628 amino acids. The record is from RefSeq and is a predicted model, not a curated record. Lineage: Eukaryota; Viridiplantae; Streptophyta; Magnoliopsida; Magnoliales; Magnoliaceae.
UCCUUCCAUUUCCCUUGUGCUCCCAGCCAUGGAUAGAGCAGAUGAAAGGAGAAACAACAGACCUCAUCUCCUGUCGUCUUAAUUACCGUCUUGGGGAUGCUUCACCUGGUCAUCGCUGCGAGUUCUGGCUUUCAAGGUUUGUCUUUUUCUGAGUGUUCUGUCAAUGAAAUGUCAGUUUGGUUACUUCUUACAGUGAUGUUAUAACUGAACAUGUUGGAAGCAUUGAGGAAUUCAGCUGCCAUUUGCGUCAGGGCAAAUGGGUUUCAUUCCCGACGGCAACCCUCAAAUACCCAUCCAAGUAAAGGCAUUAUAGGAUGUUUCUACUGUGACUUGGGCAUUCGUCCUUCUAGGUGGAAAACGCGUAGAAAUUUUUCCGGCAUAUAUGACUUGAAUGAUGUCUACGUGGUUGUGGAAUGUGUUAAUAGCUGGUGUGGAAUUCAACCAAAGAAAGUGGCAGGAACGAAACAGGUUUUCGGGUCUAUAAGAAGAAGGGCUAAUUCUGUAAUGAUUUCUGGUUUUGAGUCGGAGUUGCUUUGUGAAGAAGAAGAAGAAGAAGAAGGAAUGAACAUUUUGAUCAGAAAGAGAGAAGUCAAACAUAACAUUAGUAUCUAUGAUCAAAAGUUGGAUCCUUGCAGGAAUGUAGUAAUUUUGGGGGGUGAAAACAAUGCUGAAAAUACAUGUAGCCCAUCUUCGUCUAACUUAGAAGAGAGUUUCCGUAUGUAUGAGACCAAAUUGCACUUUUUAGAGGAAAGGGAUGAAGAGAUAUUGUCGAAAAGGAUGCUGAGCCUUAGCAGAUCUAACAAGGUUCGAAGCGCAUUGGAGUUGUUUUUCUCGAUGGAGGCUUCUGGGCUUUGCCUGGGUGUGCAUGCUUGUAACUCUCUCUUGUCUUGUCUGCUGCGGGUUGGAUCCCUUACCAUCGCCUUGAGAGUGUUUCGUAUGAUGAAGGAGAAGGGAAUUGGUACAGGCCAUACAUAUAGCUUGAUCCUCACAGCAGUCGCGGCAGCUCAUGGCUGUGAUUCCGCUUUGAGAAUGUUCACAGAAUUGGAAGGGGAAGGGAUGUUGAAGAAGAGCUCAGAUGCUCUUGUUUACAACACAAUGAUCUCAGUAUGCGGGAGAGCAAAGGACUGGUUCCAAAUGGAAAGAAUGUGGAGAAGGCUUAAGGAAGAUGGUUACAGUGGAACCUUGGUUACUUAUCGCCUGUUGGUCAGCUCUUUUGUACGCUGCAGCCAGACUGAGCUGGCAAUCGAAGCUUACCAUGAGAUGAUUCAGAAUCAGUUGACACCCAGUGAGGAUGUUAUGAAAGCUAUAGUCGGUGCUUGUGCGAAGGAGGGAAAGUGGGAUUUAGCUCUUAACGUUUUCCAAGAAAUGUUGGAGAGGGGCUUGAAACCAAAUGCUAUAGCGUAUAAUGCAUUAAUCAAUUGCCUUGGAAAAGCAGGGAAAGUAGACCUUUCAUUUAAGAUUUACAAGGUCAUGAAAUCUUCGGGUCAUACAGCUGAUGCAUAUACAUGGAAUGCAUUACUUACUGCUCUGUAUAGGGGAAAUCGGCAUGCUGAUGUCCUUCGACUUUUUGAAAGCAUCAGAAUGGAGAGAAGUUCUGAGUUGAAUGACCAUCUAUACAAUGUCGCUUUGAUGUCUUGUCAAAGGCUUGGAUCAUGGGAUCGAUCUUUGCAGCUUUUGUGGCAGAUGGAAGCAAGCGGAAUGUCAAUGUCCACCAUGUCAUAUAAUCAUGUCAUUGAAGCUUGUGAGGCUGCAAGGAAGCCGAAAGUUGCACUGCAGGUCUACAAUCAUAUGAUUCAUGAGAAGUGCACCCCAGACACAUUCACUUAUUUAUCAUUGAUUAGAGCUUGCAUUUGGGGUUCUCUAUGGGCUGAAGCGGCGGAAAUCCUCAAUUGCACCACACCGAAUGCUUCACUUUACAAUGCACUCAUUCACGGCUUGUGUUUAAGAGGCCAGUACACAUCAGCGAAGAAGCUGUACAUGCAAAUGAGCAGCAUUGGGCUUAAACCUGACGGUAAAACAAGGGCAUUGAUGCUUCAGCACUUGCGAAAGGAUCUAGUCAGACAGCAUAGCAGGUUCCAUUCUCAUCGUCGUCACUAAUACUUUUCACAAAUCAGCAACCAAGAAAUAGAUCUUGUACUUUCAAAUCAGAGAAUUAGAUUACGAGCCAACCUAAUCUGACCAAAAAAAAAAAGAAAAGUGAAGGAAUUAUAUGGUUCUGAGUUUUAUCUAUAGAUCAGUAUUUGUUUUCAAUUUGAUGUCACUUCAGGAAAAAGAAACUGUAUAGCAACAUUAAUCUGGAAUUUAUUACUUAAAAAAAAAAGAAACAGAAAAAAACCAAUUAAGCCAUUUUUACUUUC